Molecule: messenger RNA, 4489 nt
Organism: Boleophthalmus pectinirostris (great blue-spotted mudskipper)
Lineage: Eukaryota; Metazoa; Chordata; Actinopteri; Gobiiformes; Gobiidae
Product: nidogen-1-like
Exons: 25
Coding region: 1-4227 (1408 amino acids)
Biological process (GO): cell-matrix adhesion
Molecular function (GO): calcium ion binding
Source: RefSeq, a predicted model, not a curated record
AUGUUUUUCUUUGAGGCUCGAGCUUCAGAUUCAAACAUUUCGUCCAACGGUCUGGUGUCGGUGCGGCGGCUCCCUCCUCAGGCGCAGUACCUGGGUCAGACUCCGCCCCCGUUUGGCGUGAUGGCGGCGCUGAUGGGCGACCUGGACCGAGGUCUGGUCCACUUCAGACUGGACCGGACUCCCGGGGUCCUGGACCGGGUCCGGGAUCUGGUCCAGAAGGCCUUCCCCCGCCGAGGCCACGCCCACGAGCCCGGCGCCGCCGCCGUCGUGGUCACAUGGGACAAGAUGGCGGCGGCGGGCAGCGAGGGCCAAGAGGUGAGACGGGACGGGACCGAUAGUCAGAGGAACUCCUUCCAGUUGGUGUUGUUGCUGCUGAAGUCGUCGUCGGUCGCGGUUCUGCUCUAUCCUCGCUCCGGGCUGCAGUUCCUGUCGUCUCCCGCGGGGGGCGUGUCUCGGGCGCUGGAGGCGGGCUUUAGCGAGGGGCUGGUCUCUCAUUGGUGGUGGGGCCAGACUCAGGGGCAGCAGGAGUGGCUGACUUCAGAGGGGGAGGAGUCUGUGAGGAGGCUCGCACGUGGUUCAAACUGUGGAGUGGGCGGAGUUUGGGUCUUCGAGGUCGGAGCCGUGAAGUUUUCCCAAAUCGAACCCGGGACCGUCGCCGCGCCUCCCGAUGACAUCACCACGAGCCCGCCCCCCGCCGCCGUGUCACCGCGGCGACCGGACGAGCCCACGGCGACGCCCACACCAACGCCAACGCCGACGCCAACGAGCCCGGAGACGCAGGAGCCGGAGUACGUCUACGAGGACGAGGACACCCGGGUCACAACUACUACUGCGAAGUCCAGACCAGAGACCGGACCGGACCCGCGGUACUCUGCCCCGGAGCAUCCUCACGUUGUGGUGGUUGAUGAAGAUGAGGAUUUGAAUGUCAACGUUUUCUCGUACGACCUGGACUCGUGCGCUCAGAAGCGUCGCCGCUGUUCGCCGUUCGCCGACUGCAGAGACCACGCCUCCGGAUCCUGCUGCUACUGUCGCCGCGGUUACUACGGCAACGGGAUGGACUGCGUCGCCGAGGGUCGGCCUCAGAGGAUGAGCGGGCAGGUUUCUGGGCGCGUGUUCCUCGGUUCUUCUUCGGUUCCGUUGGAGUUUUCUCUGGAUCUUCACUCGUACGUCGUGACCAAUGACGGUCGAGCGUACGUGGCCAUCAGCUCUGUGGCCCCGCCCCUCGGCCCCGCCCUCCUGCCGCUGGCGUCUGUGGGCGGAGUCAUCGGGUGGGCGUUCGCUCUGGAGCAGCCGGGACACCGCAACGGCUUCAGCAUCGUGGGGGGCGUGUUCUCGAGGCGCGCGCAGGUGCUCUUCUCGACAGGUGAGCGCCUGUCAGUUCGGCAGGAGUUCAGGGGCAUAGACGAGCACGAGCACCUGCAGGUUCACACGGAGCUGGAGGGAACACUGCCCCCUGUGGCUCUGGGGGCCACAGUGAACGUGAACCCCUACACCGAAGUGUACCACUACUACAGUAACUUGAUCACUUCUUCUUCAAACAGAGAAUAUUCUGUCGUUUCUCCUUCGGGGGAAAUCCAGAAUCUGAGUUUCCAGUGGAGACAGAGCAUCACCUACGAGAGCUGUGCCCACGAGCCGGGACCAGGGACGGGACCCGGGACCGGACCCGGUACCGGACCCGGGACUGGACCCGGGACCGGACCAGAGACCCAGCAGCUGACCGUGGACCAGAUCUUUGUCAUGUACGACCUGGAGAACCGACUGAUCCGCUACGCCAUGAGCACCCGCAUCGGCCCCGUGCACGGCUCCGCCCCCGAGCAGAACCCCUGUUUCUCUGGAGGUCACGGCUGUGACGUAAACGCCGUGUGUCGCCCCCUGGAGGCUCAGAGCUUCACCUGCGUCUGCUCCUCCGGCUUCAGCGGAGACGGAUACUACUGCAAAGACGUGGACGAGUGUGUGUCUCCUGGUCUCUGUGGUCCAAACUCGUUGUGUUUAAACACUGUGGGCUCCUACAGCUGCAGGUGUCACCAAGGCUCCAACCUCAGUCCACAAGGACACUGCACAGGGAGACUGUUCUUCAGCUCAGACAGAGUCCGGGACACACUGCCCUCACACGUCUCCGGCUCAAAGUUCACGCUGCUCCACUCCUUAAGCCCAGCAGGGGGCGUGAGUGCAGGGCAGCGCUGUAGAAAGUGGAGGGGGUCUUCAGAGCGUGAGAGACGUUGGGCCUCAGCGCUGCUCUGCUCCAGAUCACAGAUCUCCUGCUCCAGCCGCUGCAGCAGAUCCUGGGCUCGUCUGUGGCUCCGACUGCAUGAGAGCAGUGAAGACCUGCAGCCCCGCAGACCUCUCUCUGAGGACCUCUGUCUCACUCAGCUCCAGGAGGCUCUGGAUCUCCUGGAUCUUCUGCCUCCUCUGCUCCACCAUGUGCUGGCUCUGAGCCUGAGUCUGCAGCAGAGAGGACCUCCUGCGCUCACACGCCUCCUCCAGAGACAACAGCUCAUGGUUUUCCACAGGCUCCAUCAGCUGGUGUCUUUUCAGCCCAGAGACUGUGAGAUGAGGCUGGAGGUGGCUCUCACAGAAGGAGGACAGACACACCAGGCAGGACUUGAGGGCCUUCAGCUUGGGCUCAGAGCACACAUGGAGCACAGGAACGUCUCCUCAGAGCUCCGGUCUCUGGUGGAGGACAUGUCUGAAACAGAAGAGGAGGCUGUGGAUCAGUGUCAGAGCGGCAGACACGACUGUGACGUUUCUGAGCGCGCUCAGUGCACCUACACCGGAGGCUCCUCCUACUCCUGCUCCUGUCGCCACGGAUACAGCGGCGACGGGCGACGCUGCACAGACGUAGACGAGUGUCAGGCGUCGCCCUGUCACCAGGAGGCGUCAUGUUCAAACUCUCCAGGCUCCUUCACCUGCCGAUGUAAAACCGGAUUCACCGGAGACGGAACCAAGUGUGAACGACAACCUCGUGGUCCGUCUCGCUGUGAGGAGGACCGGGCUCGGGCUUUGGUCCAGAGUCGGUCUUCGGGAGGGUUCUGGUCUUUGUUCAGACCUCGGUCUCAGGUCUGGGUCCCGCGCUGUGACCCGGGCGGAGGCUUCGAGGCGACGCAGUGCGACGCCGACCACUGCUGGUGCGUGGACCCGGACGGCGCCGAAGUGUCAGGCUCAAGGGUCAGCGGCACCGACAGCCCCCCCCACUGUACACACCAGGCCGUGACUCCGCCCCCUUCCGCAGGUGUGGGCCCCGUGACUCCGCCCCCCUUCGGCCCCGCCCCUUCUCCAGGUGUGGGUCAUGUGACUCCAGGGCCCCUCCUGCUGUUCGCUCAGAGCGGACGCAUCGAACAAGUCCCACUGAGCGAAACCGGACCAGAACCAGAUCGGACCAGACCCCUGCUGCACGUGCCAGACCGGGUGGUGAUCGCUGUGGCCUUCGACUGUGUGGACGAGUUCGUUUAUUGGACCGAGAUCUCAGGUCCGAGCAUCGGGAGAACGAGUCUGCGAGAGAGAGAAAGAGCACCCCAGACCCUGACGCGACGGGUGAACCUGCAGAGUCCGGAGGGUCUGGCCUUGGACCCGGUCUCUCGGCUCCUGUUCUGGACCGACUCGGGUCUGGACUCGAUCGAGGUCUCGAGACUCGACGGGACCCAACGCCGAGUCCUGAUCAACACCGACCUGAAGAACCCCCGCGCCAUCGUCACCGACCCGGUCUACGGGAGGAUCUUCUGGUCGGACUGGGACCGGGAUGGUCCAAAGAUCGAGAUGUCGAACAUGGACGGGUCGUACCGGACGCUUCUGGUCCAGGACGAUCUGGGUCUCCCCAACGGACUGACCUUUGACCCCCAGAGCUCCCUGCUGUGCUGGGCCGACGCAGGGACUCGUCGGGUGGAGUGUUUAGAUCUUCACGUCAGAUUGAGGAACAUUGUGUCAGAUCAAGUCCAGUAUCCGUUUGGUCUGGUGUCUGUGAACAACAAACUGUACUACACCGACUGGAGGAGGGAGGCUGUGGUGGGUCUGGAUCGGCUCAGUGGGACCGAGACCCGAGUCCUGAACCCCCAGAGAAAGUCCAGACUCUACGGGAUCUGCUCCACGGACUACUGCCCCCGAGUGUAUAAUUACUGUGAGCAGAACGGUGGAUGUUCUCAUCUCUGUUUGCCCAAAGUCGGAGGAUUUUCGUGUCUCUGCCCCGACCGAGGAGACGGGACCUGCCACGAACCGGGUCUGAACCGGGUCUGAACCGGGUCUGAACCGGGUCUGAACCGGGUCUGAACCGGGUCUGAGCCAGGACUAAAACCUCUCAAACCAAAGAAGAAUAUGUUUUGUUUUUUUAACUUGUACUUUUGUUUUUAAUGUUUUUAUUUUACUUUUUUAUUGAAACUAAAACACAAAACCUCAAAUCAGCUGAACAACAAAACUUUAAACCGAUUUAAACUUCUUUAAACCAGACGUGUGUUUUUCUUUUGUUUUUCAUAAACUCCUGGGACUUUGGUUUGUGAAU